AUGGCCACCCCCAAAGAUACAGCAAGCGACGAUAACCUGGAUGUUGCUAGUGACAAAGAGAGAAGGAGCCAGGAGGUGGAUAUCGAAAAAGAUGGACUGCAAGACGACCUGGAACGACAGGCCUCCGAGCCUCCCUACUCCGUCUUCAGCAAAGGCAUGAAGACAUGGAUUAUCUUCUUGGUGUCUAUUUCAGCUCUGAUAUCGCCGUUUGGCGCGUCCAUGUUCCUUCCGGCGCUUAAUGUGCUCUCCGACGUCCUGGAUAUCACUCCUACGCAGGUCAAUAUUUCAAUUACAACGUACAUGAUCGCACAAGCUAUUGCUCCCGCUUUCCUUGGGACCCUAUCGGACAACAGCGGGCGAAGGUUGACCUUCAUCAUAUGCUUCAUCAUCUAUAGCAUCGGCAACAUUGGCCUCGCACUCCAAACAAACUACAUCGCCCUUCUCAUCCUGCGCAUGGUACAAGCUGUUGGUGGCACGGCUGCUAUUGCGUUGACAAUGGCGGUUGUCGCGGAUAUCUCCACGUCGGCUGAGCGAGGCACCUACAUGGGUUACGCACAAGCCGGUGUAUUGAUGGGUCCUGCUUUCGGUCCGACGAUAGGCGGUCUGCUGGCGCAGUACCUGGGCUGGCGAUCCAUCUUCUGGUUUCUUGCCAUCUUCUCCGGCGUGCUGCUUGUGUUAUUCGUGUUCUUGUUUCCUGAGACUUGCCGGAAAGUCGUUGGCAAUGGCUCUAUCCCUCCUCAGGGUGUCAACCGCUCAGUCAUCAGUUGCAUACAAGCUCGCAAGCUUGCAAAGCUGUCACCUGACGAGGUCACCCCCAAGCCCGAGAAGAAAAAGGUCGCCUGGCCAAACCCGCUUGCGACGUUCCGAAUUCUAGCCGAGAAGGAGUCUGGGAUUCUUUUACUCUAUAAUGGCCUCUUCUUCACUGGUAUGAUGGUCACUGUCUCCGCGAUCCCAGAGCUAUUCUAUGCCGCAUAUGGCCUCAACGAAUUGCAUGUCGGCCUUUGCUACAUCUCUAACGGCGUAGCUUCCCUUAUCGCCUCGCUCACCAUGGGUCGAGUUGUCGACUGGAACUUCCGCCGCUAUGCCAAAGCUGUUGGUAUGACCAUCUCCAAGGGCAAACAACAAGACCUCAGCAACUUCCCUAUCGAGCGUGUUCGCCUGCAGAUCUUGAUUCCGUGCCACAUCAUUGGCAUGUUUGGACUCAUCAUCUUCGGAUGGACUCUCAAAUUCAGAACACACAUUGCGGGUCCUGAAGUCGCUCUGUUCAUCAUGGGCUUUGGUGUCACUGGUGCUUUCAAUAUCACCAAUGGCUUGCUUAUCGACCUGCAUCGCGAUAAGCCCGCAGCUGCAACUGCUGCAGUCAACUUUGCCAGGUGUCUCAUGAGUGCUGGCGGUACUGCCGCGAUUAUUCCCAUGUGUCAUGCUAUGAACCCGGGGUGGGCCUUUACAUUCAUAGGGUUUAUCAUGGCGGUAUUACUAAUUGUUGUAUUUUGGGUCAUGAAGGACGGAAUGAAAUGGAGACAGGAGUUGGCGGAGAAGAGGAGGCUCAAAAGCGAGGAACAAGAGAAAAAGGCAAAACAGGAGGAGAAUGCAUCGUAA
Molecule: messenger RNA, 1599 nt
Organism: Alternaria viburni
Lineage: Eukaryota; Fungi; Ascomycota; Dothideomycetes; Pleosporales; Pleosporaceae
Exons: 2
Coding region: 1-1599 (532 amino acids)
Biological process (GO): transmembrane transport
Molecular function (GO): transmembrane transporter activity
Source: RefSeq, a predicted model, not a curated record